Syngnathus typhle (broad-nosed pipefish) is the source of this 4539-nucleotide messenger RNA. RefSeq names its product SLIT and NTRK-like family, member 6 (gene slitrk6). Gene Ontology annotation, biological process: axonogenesis; regulation of presynapse assembly; positive regulation of synapse assembly. NCBI's taxonomy places the organism in Eukaryota, Metazoa, Chordata, Actinopteri, Syngnathiformes, Syngnathidae. Gene Ontology annotation, cellular component: membrane. The record is from RefSeq and is a predicted model, not a curated record. The transcript is spliced from 2 exons. Gene Ontology annotation, molecular function: protein binding. Bases 477 to 3005 code for a protein of 842 amino acids.
UGCACCUCCACAUCAUGCAAAUUAAGAAGAGCCAAGGCGUCGCAGAGUUGUUAACGCUUUACAACGCACGGCGCUGCGAGGACAGAAGGUUACAGAUCACACCUUUGUUAUUGUGGUGUAUGCCUGUGCAGUAAAAACAAAAAUAAAUCUGACGUUUUAUUGCAAGGCACCCGACUUUUUUUUCCCCCUUCCCAAUUCCUUUAAACUGGGAAUUUAAACCCAAUCAUUCUGGGGAAGGUGGCGGAGGACCAGUUUUGCUCAUCUCGCUGGUAUCAGAGGGGAAAGUUUUUUUUUUUCUUUUUUCCACGCGUGUGACAGCGUGUCAGUGACCGGGACAAGCGGAGACUUGACUCUUUCUCGAGGAAGAAGUUCACCCUCGGCGCUGAGAGACUUGCGCACCGAUGGAGUAAUCUACCGCGCGCUGUUAUUUGGAAUAGCUUUUUCACCAUCACUUUUUAUUGGUAUCACAGAGCAUCAUGUUGCCGCCCUGCAUCGUUUUUGUCACCUUGUUUUUAAGGGGGGCCCAAUCUCAAGAUUCCCAUCCCUUGAAGCCGUCGACUUCCAUUAGCGAGUCUUGUGACUCCUUGUGCUCUUGUGAGACAAAGGACGGUAUCUUCUAUAUCAACUGCGAGCAGAGAAACAUCAGCGCAAUCUCACAAAUAAAUGUUCUGUCAAAUGUGCCCUUCCAUUUGAACCUUUACAAUAAUGACUUGGUUGAGCUUCGUGCAGAAGAAAUGGAAGUGCUCAAGAAUGCCCUUUCCCUACAUGUCGGCGGUAAUAGCAUACAAGAGCUGGAACCCGGAGUCUUCAGUGCCCUUGCUUCACUAAAAAAACUCCACAUCAACAGAAACUUCCUGGUCACUCUCAAAGAGGACACUUUUCAAGGCCUGGGGAAUUUAGAGUUUCUCCAAGCAGACACAAAUUUCAUUCGAGUCAUUGAACCAGGGGCCUUCAACAAACUGAUUCGCCUCAAGGUCCUAAUCCUUAAUGAUAAUUCCAUUGAGUUUUUACCAAAUAACAUUUUUCGUUUUGUGCCUCUCACCCACCUGGACCUACGAGGCAAUAAACUCCAGACGCUGCCUUAUGUCGGGUUUUUAGAGCACAUCGGCCGGAUUAUGGAACUACUCUUGGAGGACAAUGACUGGGAGUGUGACUGCGAUAUAUUGCAUUUAAAAAUCUGGAUGGAGAAUAUGAGGGGCCAGUCUGCUAUUGGGGAGGUGGUUUGCAGCACACCACACAACUUCAAGGGGAGCAUCCUUGCUAAAGUCAAGCGCGAAGUUCUCUGUCCAUCCCACGCCGAUAUCAAUUUAGAAGAGCCCUCUAAGUCACUGGAUAUGGUUGUUACACCAUCAUCCAAAGGAGCACAGAUUCCCAAGUUGACUGACGGCAAAGACGACGCCAAGCAACCCACACCAUCUCACAUUCCGGGUAGUCCUUGUGUAGAGCAUUGUUCGUGUCAUAAUUACCCGGUGGCAGGGUUUUUGAUGCAUUGUCAAGACAGAGGAAUACAAAAGGUGUCAGAUAUCGGAGUACCUCCUCAAAGCCCGACAAAAUUGGUCAUGACGGGAAAUAUGAUUCAGAAACUCUACAGGUAUGACUUUGUCACACACGAUGGCUUAGAAUUGCUCAAUCUGGCAAACAAUAGAAUUGAUUACAUUGACAAUGAGACUUUCCUUAGCUUGAACAGUUUGAAAAAACUGCAUUUGAAUGGCAACCGGAUUGACAAACUGCAUUCCACCAUGUUUGUGGGUCUCCACAAUCUAGAGUAUUUGUAUCUGGAAUAUAACCUUAUCAAGGACAUUGCUCCGGGCACAUUUAAUCCCCUGCCAAACCUUAAUCUGUUGUCAUUAAACAACAACCUGCUCAGUUCUCUUCCUCCACAGAUAUUUCGCAAUGCACCCCUCACCAAAUUGAAUCUGAGGAAAAAUCUGUUUAUGCACCUGCCAGUGAGCAAUGUGCUUGAUCAAUUAGACUCAUUAGAGCAGAUUUAUUUAGAGGACAACCCUUGGGACUGCAGCUGUGACUUGUUUAGCCUGAAACAGUGGGUGGAAAAACUGAGAAAAGACACAGUAGUGGGCUCCGUUUUAUGCCACACCCCAAAGAAAGUGAUGCAGGCUGAUCUGCGAAGCCUUCGUCACAAAGUGCUAUGCGCCGGUUUGGAUACCCAGUCCUUGGAUACAGAUGGAGAGGAAAGCGUGACCGCCACGCUGGGCCCCGAUGGCACUGGCAGAGGCUUGCUCAAAUCCCUCACAGACACCGUCCCACUCUCUGUGCUCAUCCUUAGCCUUCUUGUUUUGGUCCUGAUGAUUAUAUUCUGCUCAGCUGGGCUGGUUGUGUUUAUGGUGCACAGGCGCCGCCGCAGAGCAAAAAGAAAAGUAGCAGGAGAUCAUCCAAGAGAAAACAGCAGCAGCCCAAUCCAUUUACAUUAUAGCAUGUAUGGGCAGAAAACAACACACCAUACUCUGACACAAAGAGCUGGGUCUGCCUCACUGUACGAAGAGAGAUCGCACAGUCCCAUCGUGCAGAUAUGUCGCAACCCCACCUACUGCUCUCAGCACAAAGAUCACGAUACCGAUCUGGAUUAUGGGCUGGACCAAUCCAGCUCCAAGAAUCAUGUCUGCCGAAGUAUCAUGGAGAAAGAGAACACCUCCCCACUUACAGGAAACCCGAGCUCCAAGUUCAAACCCAUGGCAGGGGAAUGCCCGGCUGAGUUUGUUACGCUUGGAGACCCCAACUCCUUGUAUAGGAAUAUCUUGGAGCGAGAGAAAGACUUGCAGCAGCUUGGAAUAACCGAAUACCUUCGAAAAAACAUGGCCCAUCUUCAGCCUGCUGUAGAAAGACAUGUCCCAGGGCACCAGCAGGAGUUAAAGUUAAUGGAGACAAUCAUGUACUCCAGGCCGCGCCAGGUUAUGCUCGAGCAAACUAAGAAUGAGUACUUUGAACUCAAAGCCAAUUUACAUACUGAGCCAGACUACCUGGAAAUUGUAGAGCACCAACCGGCAUAAAACUGAGCUCCAUCACAAAUACAAACCCCAUGUGACGUUUUGAAGCAAGUGCCUUGUCCUCUUUCCCCGCCUCUACUUUCCACAGUGUGAAAUAUCCGUAACGGGCACGUCACUUUGUCAAAUUGUAGCACAGAAUGUAACUGCGCAGAUAUUUUAUCUAUUGACAGUCAUGUGAUGUAGCCAGUUGAGGAUGUGCUUUCUUCCGUCAAAUGUUACAUAAAUAGGCUAUGUUUUUUCAUAACCCGUUCAGUAUACCCGCUUUCCAGAGGAACCCAACCUCCCACCCCCUGCCCAUCCCGUCAGGAUAAAGCAGAUGUUAAGAUACAGUGAGUUUGAAUCACCACUUGACCUAGAAUUGCUGUUUAAUCACUCUAUCCUCACUCCGGGUCUGACCUGAUUACACCCUCUGUCAACAUAAGCCAGCUGGAUUGCUCGAACCGGAAUGCUCAUUGUGCUGUGGGCCAGGGGGUGUGGUGGGGUUUUCGGGUCAGAAACAUAAUAACUUUACAUCCGAAAUACUGAAGCCUGGGUACAGUGUUUUUUCUUGUCUGCUCUCCUGUCCUAUACACUGAACAAGUAUCACAGAAUAUUUAUUUAUUUUUAUACAAAUGUGUGAUAGCUCACAUAGAGGAGGGUUUCUUUGUUAAAUGCACAAAAAGAGCACUAAAGCUUUGUUUAUGCUUGACGCAAGUACAUUCCGCACGGAAAUGAGACAUGCGGAGUCUGGCUGGCACCACUAACAGCCUUUCAUAACCUGCCUGGCUUGCCGCGGAGUGUAGUCGAUAUUCUUCGAGACAAUAGGAAGCAGUGAAGAACGUCGUCUGCAUAUGAACAAUACAUUACCAAAGUAGAAGUAAUAAAUGACUAUUUUUUUAAAUUCAAUAAACAAUAGUUAACAACAGUUUGGGUUGAACAGUCAGCAUGCAUUUAACAUCAAUAAAUAAAAAGCAAAGAAUUGGGCAGUAGAAAACACUGUUGUUUACUAGAGCUACACACUAGCGGUGUGGUUGCAGAAAUGACGUCAACUUUCUUUCCGCGCGGAGCCGUGCAGACGUGCAAAUGCAUCAAUCAUAACCAAGCUUUAGAAAUACUGUCUCUUACACAGUACUAUUGUCUUGCAAGAUGCAUUGCACUAAUCAGAUGCCACAAGAAGGUGCAUGACAAUCAACUGAGUCCUGCUGUAUUGUGUUUCUUCCUACGCCAAAUAUACAAACUGCUCAAAUUUGUAUGAUCUGAACAUAUGUCGCAAACUGGACUGGUUUAGAAUGUUGCAUAAAAACACAUCUCCCUUUUGCGACUCUCUUCUGUGACGCUAAGCAAGACUUUCAGCGACUGACUUUAUUCAGGAUUCCAUGUAAGCACACACGCUGUAACUUCUUCUUUUUAACCUAACUUGAUUUUAUUAUUUAUUCUCUUCAUCCUGUACAUAGUCAUGUUGCAUUCUAUAUUUUGGUUUUGUGUGCCUUCGGUGCUGUACAGACCAUAAAACAAAGUUGUAACUAAUGAACAGAGAAAAUAAAGAGUACAACACAAA